Messenger RNA from Bursaphelenchus okinawaensis, 2699 nucleotides. The record is from the annotation of a GenBank genome assembly. Lineage: Eukaryota; Metazoa; Nematoda; Chromadorea; Rhabditida; Aphelenchoididae.
AUGGAUAAGUGGUUGACAAAACUUCCAAAAAAAGUAAGUUAUUACCUUUUAGUUUAAACUAUGUUUACAUAUAGCUAUGGAAAGACAUCUUCGAUCAUAUUGAAGGCAUCGAAAGCUUGGCCGCUAUAGCAUCGAGUCAUAGAAGCUUUUACAAAUGGAUCAACAGAGACUUCAGACGGCUGUGUUAUCGAGAGGGAAUCUACAGGUUCCAAGGCGAAUCCUGGGCUAACGCCUUCAGUUUGUAUGUUUUUGUAAUUCUUUGAGAAAAGAUUAUUUUAACACACAUAUUUUAAGUCACAAGUAGAGGCCAAUUAACGUUAGACUAGUUUAAAUUAACAAUAAAUGUAAAUAUAUGUUUUAGAACGACUUACCGCGCAUUUGAUUUGAAUGGCUUGAGCGUAAGCACUUGUCCUAAUACUGGAAAGGUUGUGUUUUACUUACAUUCACAACAUGCCAUUAUUUCUCACAUCGACUUUUCAAACUUUCAGUACGAACUAAUUGAUUUUAAACAACAUUUUGAAGAGUCCAUGAAAAGGAUCCUUAUUGCAAACAAAGGAACACGUCUGAUUAUCAAUUGUAAGACAAAGGAAACCGAACAAAUCGCGUACUUGUAUGACAUCUCCUCUAAACAAGUACUCAGAAAGUUUGAAACAACAAACUUUUAUUACGGACUUUACCUCCAAGUAAAUGACAAUAACACAAUAUACGAUCCAUUUACGAAUAGAGAAUUUGAAAUACCUUCAGGCAUGCGGUUUGCUGGAGGUAAAUCUGUUGGUAUAACUAAAGAUAGAUACGGUGAACAUCGCUAUAUACCUUUAUUCGCACGUUUACAAGAAGAAUUAUACAUCAAAGAAAUGAAGACUGACCAAGUUUUUAAGUUGGGGAAUGUUAACAAGUACUUUAUGUACUGUAUUCUAGAGGAAUCCGGCCUUAUUUAUAUCUACAGUAAGUUAUUGUAGGCAACAAAACGAAGUCAGGAACUUGUGGGGCAGGGACUUUCGGGGUGAGAACUUUUGGGGCGGGUAAUUUUUGGCGAAAUUAUUAUAAAAAAACUUCAAAUUUUCACUAUAUAAAUUCAGGGUAUUUUUUAUAGGUAAAAAUUCGUAUUUAGUUUAUACGAAAUGACUAUUUAGUCAUAGAAUGAAAACAUGUAAGUUUACAAAUAUACUCAAAUAAAAAAAUAGUUUUUAAAGUGUUACUUUUUUUAAUUAUUUUUAUUCUUACGUACUAGAUUUCAAAUCAUACCCGACACCAUCUUUUGUCAAUUCUAAAAUAUAACGCCACCGUUUUUUAAAUCAGACUUACGGAAAGAAAAAAUUCUCUUUUAUCCUAAUACUUUUAUAAAAAAAUUAUCAAACAACAAAAUGUAAGUUUUUCCAUCGUGUAGCUGUAGCAAUAUAUUUUUUUUCCUGCCGUAAGUCGUAAUUGAACAAUAAAAGUGUUAUAUUUUAAAAUUGUUAAAAAACGUUGCGUUGCUGGGUAUGGUUCCCUCUUUUUGAGAUUACAUAAGUAUAAGAAUAACAAAACAUAAAAAAUAAAAAGUAACACUUCCGUAAAACUAUUUGUUUAUUUGAGUAUAUUUACAUAUAAACUGACAUUUUUUUAAAUAGUCAUUUUGUUAAAAAUAUAAAUUUUAACUUAUAAAAAAUACCCUGAAGGGAGAUGAUGGAAUUACUAUAUGUUUUUUAAACUUCCCCAAAAUUGCCCGCCCCAAAGGUUCCUUGUCCCAAAAAUUCCGGAGCCGAUAGCUCCUUGCCCCAAAGGUUCUCGCCCCGAAAGUUUCUGCCCCAAAAGUUCAGUAAUCAGGGGUUUGAAAGGGAAGAUCAAAAAAUGUGUUUGCUACUAAAUUUAUUCAGAAAAUCAUUUCUAGACUAUUCUUGUGGAGGGAAUGGCUACAACAAAAUUCAAUUAUACGAUAUAAAAACCCAAGAAAAAGUGUAUGAACGGUGGUACAAUCCAUAUAAGGAUGAUUGGAUCAUCUUUUCAAAUCAUGCUAUAUAUAACAGCGAAACUGGCGAAGUGUGUUUGUUUAAAUAAUGGUUAAAGUUUUUUAAUUUUUAAUUUAAUUUGCUUUUGUUCGUCCAGUUUGGCCAAUUUUUGUUUUUGUCUGUUAAAAGCACAAUUUCAACUUUUUCAGUAUGUAAUUUACGACCCAAAGAAGAAACAAUUUUACUCGAGGUUCAUCAAUUGUCACCACCCAAACUCGAAACAGUAUAUACCUCAAAAAAAAGUGUGUAGCUUUACAUCUUUGGGUAGAGCAGAUGGGCGUAGACGUUUCGAUUGGUGUAACGCUCACGAAGAAAAGUCUACAUUCUUUUUCGACUAUAACAAAGGUAAGGAGACAAUUGCCGUAAAAUAAUUCAAAAAUAUGAAAAGGUAGUGUGAAAUAGAUUUGACAAAAUAAAUUUAGGCCUAUUUAUGAAUGUGGUUUUUUAGGCAAUCUGAAGUUGAUGCCAAUUUGUGUAGAUGAAACAGCAUUUGUUGCUGAGAUUUGCAAUCAAUGCGAAACCUUUUUGAUCGAACGUCAGGAAGCGGGAUUGGAUAGUGCUACUUUGGCUGAUGAAUUUAAACAGUUUUUUAUGUCCCAAUUACAAUUACUGGUAACUCGUCCAGCGAUUCCAGAAGUGAAACGAUUUAUUGCUGAUGGUUGUCCUCUGAUGCCUAUUAAAAAGUUAACUUCUUCUUUGUGCUCUUAUUGA